Molecule: messenger RNA, 1194 nt
Organism: Adineta ricciae
Lineage: Eukaryota; Metazoa; Rotifera; Eurotatoria; Adinetida; Adinetidae
Source: the annotation of a GenBank genome assembly
AUGGGAACGUCAAUAUCUACUGCAAAUGGUUUCAAACAUUUUAAUCAAAAACUGUAUUCAACCAUUAAUCAAACUCAAGCUGGUGACAACAUAUUCCUUUCGCCAUCAAGUAUUGCUUUAGCUAUGUCAAUGUGUACUAUUGGUGCUCGACAUGAAACAUUAAAUCAAAUGCUAAAUACACUUGGAUUCACAUCGAAAGAAGAAUUAAUUAAAUCAUCUGAACAAAUUCUUCGUAUCUUCAAUUUAGUUGAUGAAGAUCGGCAAAUUCAACUGAAAUUAGCCAAUCGUCUUUAUGCUCAGAAAGACUAUGAAAUUCAAGAAGAAUUUUUACAAAUUAUUCAGAAAUCUUUUUCAGCCGAUAUGAAACUUGAAGAUUUUACGAACAAAAAUGAGCAAAUUGUUCAAACAAUCAAUGCUUGGGUUGAAGAUCAAACAAAUCAAUUAAUAAAAAAUCUCCUCUCACCAAGUGAUAUUCAAGCAGAAAUACGAUUAAUUCUCAUCAAUUGUAUUUAUUUCAAAGGUAUAUGGGUCAAACAAUUCAAUGAACGUGAAACUAAUCAUAAUGCCAAGUUUCAUGAAAUUAAUGGUACGAUUUCAAAAAUUAGUUUAAUGUAUCAAUAUGGGAAAUUCGCUUAUAAAGAAAAUAAAUCUUUACGUAUUCAAAUUGUUCAUAUUCCGUAUAAAAGUAACAACCAACAUGUUCAAUUUGUUUUCACAAUAGUUUUACCAAAUGAAAGUGUUUUAUUAUCAGAAAUUGAAGAAAAGUUUUCAUCGAAAGAAAAUUUUUUAGAAGAUAUGCUUGAUCAACGAAAUACAACAUCACAAGAAUUAUUGUUGUACAUACCAAAAUUUAAAAUGGAAUUUUCAUGUGAAUUAAAAAAUGUUCUAGAACAACUUGGAAUGAGAAAUGCAUUUGAUGAAAAUAAAGCAGAUUUUAAUGAUAUUGUUAAGGAACAAGAUGAUCAAUUUCGUUUAUUUAUUAGUAAAGUUGUUCAUAAAGCAUUCAUUGAUGUUAAUGAACAAGGAACCGAAGCGGCUGCAGCUACAGCUGUCUUAGCAGUGACAAAAGGAAUUGGACGACGCAAACCACAGCCAAUUUUGUUUCGAGCUGAUCGUCCAUUUUUGUUCUAUAUUCGAGAAGUUCGACAAAAUCUUACAUUAUUUACCGGCAAAUUUCUUACCGGUGCUAAUUGA